Vicia faba (fava bean) is the source of this 1788-nucleotide messenger RNA. The record is from the annotation of a GenBank genome assembly. NCBI's taxonomy places the organism in Eukaryota, Viridiplantae, Streptophyta, Magnoliopsida, Fabales, Fabaceae.
AUGGAUCCAACCGAUCAAAAUAAUCAAGAACACCCAUGUUCUCCUGCUCUUCGCAAGAGACUACUUGAACAGGAAGAUGAUACUGAUGCAUAUUACCUCGGUCUUUUGCCUCCAGAAGCUUAUGAUACUUCCAAACGCAUCAAAACGCACGAUUUUUUAGCCGCUUUCGACGAACCAAAACGCGAAACCAUCGUUAUCUCUGACAGUGAUGAGGAAGUUCAACAUGACAGUGAAAGUGAAACUGAAACUGAAAGUGAUGAUGAUAGACGCAUUGUCGCGCGGACAUUGACAUUGUUUCCUACAAAUCAGCAAGAGGAGCAUAACAAGAAUAUCGCAAGAAGAUAUGCAGCACGCGUUCAUAAUGCAAGAAGAUAUGCAGCACGCAUUCAUGAUGCUGUGAGCAAUGCCGCGGAUAAACUCGAUGAUGAUGAUGUGGAAGGUGAAGUUGAUGAAGUUGAUGAUGAUUCUCCAACUCCAUUCUCUGAAGCAAUCAAGGCUAUUCAAGAUCGCGCCGAGAGAAACCAUAAAAGAGGGAUUGUUGAAGAACCUCCUGUAUGGAUUCCAAAAAGAAACGGAAAAGAUUCGGUUAGGAGAAGGUUGUAUGUUCCAUCAUUGCAAGAACUGACUGUUUACAUUCUUGCUAAGCAUUCUGACGCAAUCGUUUCGCUCGAUUGUGUCUGCGACGAGCUCAGACACAGGCUUAGUAAUCUGCUGUGUGAUUCAAGAAAAAUGAACAGUCACUUUCUUGAACUACUUCUUGCUGAUGUUCCUACUCAAAUUCGGCUUAAAGACUGUUCGUGGUUGACAGAAGAAGAGUUUACUAAAUAUUUCGGAACUUUGGUCACUUCUGAAAUCGGGGUGCUGCAACUUGACAAGUGUGGAAGAUUUAUGAGUGAAUAUACAUUACCUGCUACAUUGGCAAAGUCACCAAACUCCUUGUCUAACUUAACCAUUCUAUCGCUUACUGGUGCAUGUCGUCUUACGAAUGAAGGAUUGCGGUUACUAGUUUCGUCUGCAACCGAACUUAGAUCCAUAAACCUAAGCCAGUGUUCACUUCUCACUUAUUCUAGUCUUGAAAUUUUGGCUGAUUCAUUAGGAUCAAUUUUGAAAGAGUUGCGAAUUGAUGAUUGCAUACUCAUUGAUGUUGCGCGGAUUUUGCCUGCCUUGAAGCAAUUCAAACAAUUAGAAGUUUUGUCACUAGCCGGUGUUCCAUCUGUUUCGUAUAAGUUUAUUAAGAGUUACUUCAUCGCGUGCGGUCACAACAUUAAGGAUCUUGUUUUAAAGGACUGUGUAAAUUUGACAGAUGCGUCCAUUAGAGUCAUUGCUAAAAAUUGUCCUGGUUUGCGCGUGCUUGAUAUUAUGAACUUGGGAAAAUUGACGGAUUUAUCCAUUGAAUAUCUUGCGAAUAAUUGUCGAGGAUUGCGUACAUUGAAGCUCUGCCGCAAUCCAUUCAGCGAUGAAGCAAUUUCGGUAUUUUUGGAGUUAGCUGGCAAAACCUUGGAAGAACUUUCACUUAAUAGCAUUAACAAGGUUGGCCUAUUGACAGCCUCAUCACUAGUAAAGAAUGGCCAAAAUUUGCAUACCUUGGAUCUAUCAUGGUGUCGAAAUCUGUCUGACAAUGAGCUUGGUUUAAUUGUCGAUAGCUGCUUGUCGCUGAGGUCACUUAAAGUUUUCGGAUGCUCGCAGUUAACAGAUAUGUUUUUCAGACACUCGAACACAGGGACUCGGAUCAUUGGGUUGAAGUUGAGUCCUUUAUUUCAGCAAUUUGAGUCUUGCCGUAAACUUUGA